Molecule: messenger RNA, 2115 nt
Organism: Symbiodinium sp. CCMP2592
Lineage: Eukaryota; Dinophyceae; Suessiales; Symbiodiniaceae
Source: the annotation of a GenBank genome assembly
AUGCUGCGGAUUCGGGCGGUGUCGGGGGAAGACCUUAUUGAGAUUGAUUUGGUGAGUUUUCUGGAGACGCUCCUUGCAGAGAUAAGUCCCGUCCGGGCACUGAAGCAACACUUGCACAGCACGCUUGGGCUGUCAAGGUUCCGGCAAAGGCUGGUGUUUCCGGACGAUGAUAUGGUUCCAGAUGACGAACGCACCUUGAGACCCGGCGAAGCUCAGGUCGUGAUUCUUGGCUUCUGCCCAGCAUCUGAAGCACAAGUGAAAGCGCUUCGGGAUGCUGCAAGACGCGGCCUGACGUCAGAAGUGGAGACUAUUCUACAGAUGCCGCAAGACCCAGACAUAGGCGAUCCGGCCCCGCUGUUCGAGGCGUCCCGGUACGGCCAGUUGGAGGUUGCACGCCUUUUGUUGGAGGCCAAUGCUGAUAAAGUCAUCGCCACGCGUGCUGGCGACACCCCUUUGUACAUUGCAGCUGAGAGGGGGCAGCUGGCGGUUGCACGUCUUUUGCUGGAGGCCAAAGCGGAUACGGACAAGGCCGUGCGCGGCAUCACCCCUCUGUUCCUUGCAGCUCAGAAUGGGCGGUUGGAGUUUGCACGCCUGUUGCUGGAGGCCAAUGCUGAUAAAGACAGUGCCACACGUGGUGGUUACACGCCUUUGUACGCUGCAGCUGACCGCGGGCAGCUGGAGGUUGUACGGCUUUUGCUGGAAGCCAAAGCGGACAAGGACAAGGCCAGAGCAAACGGCGCCACCCCUUUGCUUGUUGCAGCUCAGCGUGGCCAGCAUGAGGUUGCACGACUUUUGCUGAAGGCCAAAGCGGACAAGGACAAGGCCAUGUAUGCUGGCACCUCCCCUCUGCACAUUGCACUUGAGACGAGGCACCUGGAGGUUGCACAUCUUUUGCUGGAAGCCAAAGCGGACAUGAACAAGGCCAAAUGGAGCGGCGCCACCCCUUUGUUUUCUGCGGCUCAGCAAGGUCAGCAUGAGGUUGCACGCCUGUUGCUGGAGGCCAACGCGGACAAGGACAAGUCCUUGCAUGAUGGCACCACCCCUUUGUUCAUUGCAGCUCAGACUGGGCAGUUGGAGGUGGCACGCCUUUUGCUGGAGGCCAAUGCGGACAAGGACAAGGCCACAAAGAAAGGUGCCACGCCACUGUACAUUGCAGCUGAGAAGGGGCAGCUUGAGGUAGCACACACUUUGUUGGAAGCGAAGGCCCACCAGGACAAGGCCAAAGCGAACGGCGCCACUCCUUUGCUUGUUGCGGCUCAGCAUGGCCGUCAUAAGGUUGCACGCGUUUUGCUGGAGGCGAAAGCGGACAAGGACAACGCCAUGCUUGGCAUUACCCCUCUGUUCGUUGCAGCUCAGAAUGGGCACUUGCAGGUUGCACGCCUUUUGCUGGAGGCCAAAGCGGACAAGGACAAGGCCAAACAGAAUGGCAGCAGCCCUUUGUUUGUUGCAGCUCAGUUUAGGCAGUUUGAGGUGGCACGCCUUUUGCUGGAGGCCAAAGCGGACAUGGACAAGGCCAAAGAGAAUGGCGCCAUGCCGUUGCACAUUGCAGUUGAGAAGGGACAGCCGCAGUGGGAGGUUGUUCGUCUUUUGCUGGCAGCCAAAGCGGACAAGGACAACGCCAUGCAUGAUCGCACCACACCUCUCUGCAUCGCAGCUCGGAGUGGGCAGUUGGAAGUUGCACGUAUUCUGCUGGAGGCCAAAGCCGACCUGGACAAGGCCACAAAGAACGGCGCCACCCCUUUGUUUGUUGCAGCUCAAUAUAGGCAGUUGGAGGUUGCAUGCCUUCUGCUGGAGGCCAAAGCGGACAACGACAAGGCCAAUCAGAAUGGUGCCACCCCGUUGCAUGUGGCAGUCGAGAAGGGGCAGCGGGAGGUUGCACGCCUUUUGCUGGAGGCCAAAGCGGACAAGGACAGGGCCAUGCAUGAUGGCACCACGCCUCUGUUCAUUGCAGCUCAGACUGGGCAGUUGAAGGUCGCACGCCUUUUGUUGGAGGCCAAAGCCGACAAGAACAAAGCCUUGCGUGAUGGCACCACCCCUUUGUUCAUUGCAGCUGAGAAUGGGCUGGUGGAGGUUGCACGGCUUUUGGUGGAGUCUAGACAAGACCGUCAUUCGUGA